GCCGUUGUAUCGAACAAACCGCCGCGGUAAUCGCGUCGCUCGCAGCCCGCUAGUUUGCCAAUAUUCGUCAGUCUGCGGAGAGUCCAUUCGUGCUCUCAUGUUUUCCAAUGUCCGCCUAAACUUCUAAAUCAAAUCAGGGGGGUUACAAUAUUUUUUUAUUGUUACGGCUAGUCUUAUAUCGCGCACUGCAAUUCGAUCACAUUCUCUUUCGGUGAACAGGAUUCCGAUUUGAAAGUGUUGGUAAUACAGUGAUUGCAACUUAUUUUGGAUAUAACACAUAAUCAAUCAAUGAGCGAAUUAUGGAUUGUAAUAAUCCCAAAGGAUAAAUGUGAAGAUGCCAUCAUGGACAGACAUAUACAUCACAUGAGAGGCCAGUGGCAAGUCAUCAAUUAAUUUAAUCAAAAUCUAUAACUCAAAUUCAAUGAAGAAAUAAAUUUGCGCGCGCAACAAGCCAAUAAAUAGAUCAAUAAAAUAGAAUACAAUCAAAAUAAAUACAAUAGUCUAAGCCCAAUAAAAACUGCCACUGCUCUGAAACCAUCCGGCAACGCUAAACCAAACUGUUUGAAAUUUUAACGGUUAUUGUCAACGUUUUACUCAAGCCAAGAGACACAUAAGCCAAGCGAGAGCGAGAGACGAAGAAACUCACACAGACCGCACAUCAUGGGAAACUCCUCGUCACACACGCACGAACCACUCGAGCGUGGCUUCACACGCGGAAAAUUCGGUGACGUCAAAAAUGGGAAACAGAAGUCAGCUUCGUUUCGCUUUAGAGAAAAGACACCCAAGAGGAUGGACCAGCUGCGGCGUUCGAUCCGCGACUCGUUUCGCCUUCACAAGAGUCGUGUACCUGAGUCCUCAAAGCCCCAUCAGUGGCAAGCCGACGAGGUGGCCGUUCGUUCCGCCACAUGCUCCUUUGCGGUCAAGUACUUGGGCUGCGUAGAAGUGGAUGAGUCAAGAGGUGCGCACGUCUGUGAGGAGGCUCUCAAGGUGUUAAUGAAAUCACGGCGUCGUCGAGUCCGUGGGGUAUUGCACAUCAGCGGAAAUGGGUUGCGCGUGGUGGAUGAUGAGACAAAGGAUUUGAUUGUAGACCAGACCAUCGAGAAGGUGAGCUACUGCGCGCCGGAUAAAGAUGAAAAACGGGGCUUUAGUUACAUCUGUCGCGAUGGCACCACACGCCGCUGGAUGUGCCACGGCUUCCUCGCCAGGAAAGAUUUGGGGGAGCGCCUUUCGCAUGCCGUUGGCUGUGCCUUUGACGAGUGCCUGAAGCUCAAGCAGAGCCGCGAUAAGGAGGGCGUCAGUAUGGCCUUCGAUCUCAAGACCUCAACCUUCACGCGACAUGGCUCCUUCCGACAGCAGACGCUAACUGAGCGACUGCCAUUGGCUCCCAAUGAGCGAAGCGUCGAUGGUGCUGCUGCCGGAGUAGGUGCAAGCGGCGUUCUGCCAGGUCCACCAGCUGCUACGGUAAAGCCGUUUAAUCCGUUUGCCAUCGAGAGGCCACAUGCCACACCCAACAUGUUGGAGAGGCAAAGCUCCUUUCGGUUGAGCACUAUUGGAAGCCAGUCACCGUUCAAGCGGCAGAUGUCGCUCCGUGUCAACGAUCUUCCGUCCAACGCAGAUAGACAGAAGGCCUUCCUAGCCGCUGCCUCUGCGCAUCCACAUGCCCUCCACACACCGUUACGUAGCGUGUCGCCCAUUGCAGAGGUUUCGCCAGCAAAGACGAGUCACAUGGAGUCAGCUAGCGUUGCUGCUGACAGCGUCAGUCAGCUGUGCCAGGAGCUCAGCCAGGGCUUGUCGCUGCUCACACAGACGGACGCACUGCUGGCGGCCGCUGAUGACCUUAAUUUUAACAACAAUCGCAGCAUCAAUCAGAACAUAAUUGCUGCCAAGCAUCAGCAAUGUGGCAAUGGCAGUGUAGGUGGAAGCAACAGCAUCACGCCGACUGCUCAAAUACCACCUCGCGUAGCGACUAUUCAACCGGCUCCGGCGUUAGGGCAGUCACCUUUGCGUUCCGAGCAGGAAGUUGAAACCUCGGAACUGCCGAAUGCCGAGCAAUGGUUGGGUCAGGUGGUGCGAAGCACUUCUCCGGCUGUGCUACCUAAGAGGCCGAGCUACCUAGGUAACGUAGGACGCGCUCAGACAAUGACUGUGACUGGGUCGGGUGCUGGCUCAAAUGAUGCUGAUCCGUUUGACGCCGAGUGGGCGGCUAAUGUGGCAGCUGCGAAAAAACUGUCUCCGGAUCUUCCAGUACGGCAGUAGCAAGCAGUAG
Messenger RNA from Drosophila busckii, 2266 nucleotides. RefSeq names its product protein numb (gene numb). The transcript is spliced from 4 exons. Lineage: Eukaryota; Metazoa; Arthropoda; Insecta; Diptera; Drosophilidae. The record is from RefSeq and is a predicted model, not a curated record. The coding region runs from base 661 to 2256 and encodes 531 amino acids.